UAUUCCUGUCCUAUGAAUAUGCUGUGUUGCCAACAACGUCAGUCUGCCAGAUUCCCUGCGUCUCCUUUUUACACCAAGGUUAGAUAUAUUCUCAAAAGAAGACCUUGGAGACAAGAAUCGGGACUAUUCAGUAUAUUUAUAUUAUGUUUGUCCGUGCGCUUCACAUUUUACGUCGAAGGAAAUUGAACUAACGCACAAAGGGUCCUUAAAUUAUUAAGAAUUCUAGCUUCUCGCUUGCAGUUCUUCAUGAAAUGGUUCCCUCUCACCAGCCUUGAAACCGUUGAAGGAAUGAACGACAAUCUAUGUGGAUAUUUCAACUGGAAUUAGGCUUCUGCUAAAGUGAAGGUGACUUGUCGAAGAGAUGCAGAAAGGAAACGCAAGCGCUCACCCAGCACUCCUGCUAGUCAAAGGUUGCCCCCGAAAAGAGCUAUUUCCACAGUAGUGAUUUUAGUGCCACUCGCUUGCUGCUUUAAACACGAACGCAAACAAGAAAUACACGUUUUUCAUAUCACUGUUGUGUAGGUUUGAUUAGUGAAUGUGUAUGCAUGAGUUCUGCAUCGAAUGGGCGCAAAAAACGCCCCAGAUCUGCUGGAUCCAUUUUUCAAAUCAAAAAACCUCACUACACGGACCCAGAGCGCAGAGGAAGCACCGAAAGCGCCCCAAAAAAUCAGCGAGCACUGGAAGACUGUAGAAUGCUUGUCCAGGAGUUCAAUACCGUGGUGGCCCUAUACCGUGAACUGGUCAUUUCCAUUGGGGACGUCUCGGUUGAUUGUCCAUCUCUCCGUGCUGAAAUGAAUAAGACUCGAUCCAGAGGCUGCGAGAUGGCCCACACUGCACAUCAAAAUCUAUCAGUUAUUUCGGGCCCAGAAGAUGACGAAAUCCACCCUGAAAUCUGCAGACUUUACAUACAACUACAGUGCUGUCUGGAAAUGUACAUAACAGAAAUGCUGAAAUCUGCAUGUCUUUUAGGAUCUCUUCAACUUCAUCGAAAAGGAAAGGAAUCUUGUACUGUUCCCAAGCUUCUAGACUGUAAAGUGGAAGAGAGCUCUGAGAUCCCAAUAUUAGAAGACACUUCAUCCUCACCUGUAGAUUUCCAUCAGUAUUCCUGGCAGGUUUCCACUGAUAUUGAAAACACAGAAAGAGACAUGCGAGAAAUGAAAAACCUUCUAAGUAAACUCAGGGAGACUAUGCCUUUGCCAUUAAAAAAUCAAGAUGACAGUAGCCUCCUGAACCUGACUCCAUUCCCCCUGGCAAGGAGGAGGAAAAGGCGAUUCUUUGGACUGUGUUGUCUUGUGUCGAGCUAGGAAACUAAACUCCAAAACAAACUGCAAAACAGCUACUAGGAUCAAUUUAGCACAGCCAAUUAUAUAUUCCUUCAACUGAUUACUGCCAUUUCUAAUCUUUCUUUUCUGUUGUGAAGGCUGUCCAUUUUCUACUUUUAUUUUGUAAUAAAAAAAAUAUAUUGUUAAAGAAAUAAGUUCAUAUUGAAACAAUAGCUAUAUAUUUAAUCGAAUUUUGAUUAAGAUGCUUUAUAAAUUUGUUUUUUUUUUUCCAUUCUUUGUAGUUGGAGUGAUGUUAUUGCAUGGCUACGCAAUGUGUACAAAUGUGGAGUUGUCUUUUCUUCAGUCAUUCUAGAAGUAGUUACAUUGCUGCUGAAGCAAAUUAAUACCCUAUUAGAUCAGACCAGUAAAACUGAUGUAUGCUUCUAUCAUAGCCAAAAAUCCCUCACAUUCAUCCCAGUCACACACAUUGAAAAAAAAGGCUUAAAAAAGAUUAAACAGUUAACUAAUCUAAACAGUACACUAAAAAGCCACUUAUUUGUCCAUACCUAUAUCCUGAUCAUUGGGCCUGAUUCACAAAUGCUUUUUAAAUCAAUACUGUAUGCUUUAAUAUUCAUUAAACUGUUUCAGACUGAUGCUGGCUUGUACAGUAUAACAGCAACUGCCUAAAACAGUUACUUGAAUAUCAAACUAUAUUAUUAAUUUUAAAAAGUAUUUGGAAAAACAUGCUCAAAGUGCUGUGAAUAAGGCCAAAUUACUUAGUCUUCCUUAUACCGUACUCUGUGUUCAAUUAUUGUUUAGCAUUUUAAUAUAGUACAUGAAAUAAAACAACCUUUUUGCACAUAUAUGUAAAUCAAAAUGUUAAAUCCUGUAGAUUAUGUUAAACUCAUAUGCAUUAUAUUCCAGUUUUGUUUUAUUUUUUUGUUUUUUUAAUGGUUCUCCUUUUUAAUACUAUGAUUGAACAAAGCUGGUUAACUUAAGGUGGUAUAGAAUUUGUUAGACAGUUGAACAUUGUACUUGCUUAUGAAUAUAGUAUUAAAUGUUUUAGGGCAU
Molecule: messenger RNA, 2333 nt
Organism: Polyodon spathula (Mississippi paddlefish)
Lineage: Eukaryota; Metazoa; Chordata; Actinopteri; Acipenseriformes; Polyodontidae
Product: regulator of G-protein signaling 7-binding protein-like
Exons: 6
Coding region: 546-1304 (252 amino acids)
Biological process (GO): G protein-coupled receptor signaling pathway
Cellular component (GO): neuron projection; nucleus; postsynapse
Source: RefSeq, a predicted model, not a curated record